This is a messenger RNA of Zea mays, 5773 nucleotides long. RefSeq lists its product as uncharacterized. The record is from RefSeq and is a predicted model, not a curated record. Gene Ontology annotation, biological process: regulation of DNA-templated transcription; double-strand break repair via homologous recombination. Bases 98 to 4735 code for a protein of 1545 amino acids. The transcript has 32 exons. Lineage: Eukaryota; Viridiplantae; Streptophyta; Magnoliopsida; Poales; Poaceae.
CGCAGCGCGGUCACUCAAUUUCCAAGUAAAUCCAGUUCUCCCUCGUCUCCGUCGCUGGCUCGUCCCGGCCCCGCCUGUGCGCCGCGGCCCAGGAAUCAUGCCGAGCAAGUGGCAGGUCUGGGGCCAGCCCGACGGCAGCAUCGUCUGGCUCCCCGUCUCCGACGCGCCCCCAAACCCGCCUCGGCCGGGUCCGCUUCGUCCCGCUCCUCGUCAUCCGCCGCUGCCCGACGAAGCGCCAAUCGAAGAAACCCUAUGCCCGGACACCGCCGGCGGAUGCCGUAUCUCUUCUAUGGCCGACCUACUCCUUCAAGCGCGGGAGCAGCUGAUUGAAGGCGAUGCGAUGGAUGGAUUGGCUCAGAGUGUCAAUACGGCUGGACUGUUCUCCACCGGGUCUGGGAGGCCACUGGCUGUCAGCCAGAGAGCCGUAAGGAGGGCCAGUGCGUUGGUUGGCGAGGAAGUGGACGAGGCUACUGAUAACAAUAACAAGAAGAGAAAGAAACCAUUUGGUUGUGAUGCUGGUCUGGAGGGUGAACUGGCAAACUUACAUGUUCCAUUUGGAGGUGGUGUGCAUAAAGAUAACUUCUUCCCAAUGUUCCAAAGUGGAUCUGGUAAGGCAGUCUUGCUCAACAAGGACUCAAUUCAGAAGGCAAGAGCUGUUCUAGAAGAAAAUGUUGAGAAUGCAGCUGGUGCCAAACAGCCAAUGUUCCAUACCAGUACGGGUAGAUCUGUCCUAGUCAGCAAGAGCUCAAUCGAUAAGGCGAGAGCUGUUUUAGGGGGUCGGAUGAUUGCACAUGAAGGAGAUGUAGGAGGUGUGGAUGGUAUGGAACAGUUUCCUGUGUCUCAAGCUGGUUCAGGUAGAGCUGUAUCAAUCAGAAAUGUGGAAGGUCCAGGUAGACCGGCCAAUCAGUCUCUGAUAUUUCAAACUAGUUCCGGAAGACCAGUUUUGAUCAGCAAAAGAUACGUCGAGAGAUCUAGGGCUCUGCUGAUGGAUGAAGAUGUUAAAAAUAUUCGACAAUGGGAUACUGGCUGCCAGCUCCCAAUUUUCCAAACAGGACUUGGAAGGCCUGUUGCUGUGAAACAUAGUUCAAUUAAAAAGGCAAGCACAAUUUUGGGGGAUGGAGAUGUUAAAAGAAGUGGUAAUGGACAUACCGGUGUUUGUACCACACCUUUCCAAUUUGAAACACCAAAAUCCGUUUUGAUGAGUAGCAGUUUGAUUAUUAAUGGCAUGACAGUUACACCAGAAGAAAAUACUUCAGUGCGAGCAGAAAAAUGUUUCAACGAUGAUGGCCAAUUGCCGUUAUUUCAGACUGGGUCAGGGAGGUCAGUCACAGCAAGUAAGGGUUCCUUUAAAAGGGCAAGUUCUGUUCUGGAGCCAAGAAAUAUUGCAAAGGAAUUGGAAGAUGAAUCUCAUCUCAAUGAUGGUUAUGCCACCUCAAUAUUUAAAACUGGACUUGGAAAGUCUAUCUUACCAACUGAGAACUCAAGAGAAAGGGCACAAUUUGUAUUAGAGGCUAAAGAGGCUGUAAAACAAGCAGUAAUUAGUGACAUUGGAGCUGGCUUUGGUGAAAAUCCAAUGUUCCAUUCUGGAAAACAACAGUUUUCACCUGAAAAUGAUACUUCAAGACCUAGGGCCAGUACCCCCAUGGAGCAAGGCAAAUUUGCAACAAAAGGAUAUGAAGACUGUGGAAGUCCAUUGCCAAUGUUUCAAACUGGAUCUGGAAAAUCUGUAUUGGUCUGUGAAAGCUCGAUGCAAAAGGCAAGAGCCGUUCUUGAGGAAGAAGAGCACUACAAGUUGGUUAAGAUGGACAAAAAAAUUGCAGCCUCAGCUUCACCGCUCAAGACAAGCCAUGCAAGAACAGUAAACAUAUCUUCAACUGGUGUUUCUAGAGCUGCUACCUUAUUGGGCUUGGAGGAGAAUACCCUUUCAACACAAUUUUUUGGACAUGUGAGUGAUAAGUUAGGUACGGAGAUAACUGUUAAGCGGGGAAAUCCAGAACACAUGCUUGAUGUUGCAUCUGCACAUGCAAUUUCUAGUGGCACUCAUAAGGGUUUUAUUUAUCCAACAGAAAACCCCACACAUAUGGAUAAACAUCAGCAGUUUGGAUUUUCUAAAAGUUCUACCUCUUACGUUGGUGAGCAUUCUAUCAGGUUCAGCACUGCAGGUGGCCGAUCAAUGGCUAUCUCUGUCGAUGCACUACAACGUGCGAAAAGCCUUUUGGGUGAUUCAGAUUUAGUGGUUUCUCCAAAUGGUUCAAUUGGUCGCUCUUUGGCAUCAGCUAUAGAGAAUCUACCAAAACCAACUAUUUCUCCGAAAGGAGAUGUAUCUAACCUAUCAUAUGGAACUAGAGCAAUAGGAUAUGCUGUACCUGACACCCCUGUGACUAAAACAAGUGCUAAUCAGUUUCAUAUGGGAAGGGAAUAUCGUCCAGUCAAUGAAAUUCCAAAGGUCCCCAAGCCUCCCUCCAGAUGUUUAUCUGAAGGCGACAAUGCGAGUAACUCUAAAGACAAGACCCAGUGGCACCAUAUGCCAGCUGGACCAUUGGUUGACAUCACUAAUUACAUGGCUACAUGUUCUGGAAAUACGGACUGCUUAGCAAAUGGAAAGAGAAUUAUUGGGGGGAGAAACUCCGUAUCUCCAUUCAAACGGCCCCGUUCUUCCAGGUUCAUCACUCCAAUAAAAAACAACAAACUAUCUUCUGCUGGAGAAUCCAUAGUGCCACCAAUGCAGAUCAGUCCCUGUAGGACAAUGCUAUCUGUACGUUAUCCUUUCCAACAUCAAAGGAAAAAUUAUAAAGAAUAUUUUGGUGGUCCUCCUUGCUUCAAAUAUUUGACUGAACAUGUGACUGAUGAUGUGAAGCUCAUGGAUGCAAGAAGAGCUGAGAAGUUUAGAUUUCAGCAUAUGGAUACUGGUGCAGAAGAGUUUCAGAAAAUGCUGCUCACAUGUGGUGCUUCAUUGUCAUGUGCAACAAAAGAAUGGGUCAGUAACCACUAUAAAUGGAUUGUGUGGAAGCUUGCUUCACUUGAGAGGUGCUACCCAACUAGAGUUGCUGGUAAAUUCUUGACGGUUGACAAUGUUCUUGAGGAGCUUAAGUACCGGUAUGACAGAGAAGUGAAUCAUGGUCAUCGAUCAGCAAUAAAGAAAAUUUUAGAAGGGAAUUCUUCACCAUCUUUAAUGAUGGUCUUGUGCAUUUCAGCUAUUUACUCUUGUCCUUACCAAAAUAACAAUAAGUUGGAGGUUAACAAGGUAGAUACUAAUGAAGACAACAGUGGCAACCAAAGCUUCUCUGCCACUAAUAGAAACAUGUCUGCAAAUAUUGAAUUAACUGAUGGAUGGUAUUCACUUGAUGCAUCAUUGGAUGUGGCACUUCUGGAACAACUAGAGAAAAGAAAGCUUUUCGUAGGGCAGAAGCUUCGGAUAUGGGGAGCUUCUUUAUGUGGUUGGUCUGGGCCUGUGUCAUUUCAUGAGGUGUCUGGUGUUGUCAAAUUAGUUGUCCACAUAAAUGGCACCUAUCGUGCAAGAUGGAAUGAUGCCUUAGGAUUCUGCAAACAUGUUGGACUCCCACUGGCAUUCAGGUGCAUAAAAGUUUCUGGUGGUAGAGUUCCUAGGACACUGGUUGGAAUCACAAGGAUAUAUCCUAUUCUCUACCGGGAAAGGUUGCCUGAUGGUCGUUUUGUUGUGAGAUCUGAAAGGAUGGAAAGAAAGGCGCUGGAACUAUACCACCAGAGAGUAUCUAAGAUCACAGAAGAUAUUCUGUUUGAACAACAAGAAAACUGUGACAGUACUGAUGAUAACGAGGAAGGGGCUACAAUUUGUAAAAUGCUAGAGCAUGCCGCUGAGCCUGAGUUUAUACUUGCGGGCAUGACUCCAGAGCAGUUGAAGUGUUUCUCAUCUUAUAUAGAAAAGCAAAAGAUUGUUAAGCAAAAUGAAGUAUCUGAGAAGGUUGAGAAGGCCCUUGUUGUUGCUGGCCUUAGUUCAAGGGAUGUUACACCAUUUUUGAAAGUGAGAGUGAUUGGCCUUGUCAAUAAACAUUCAGCUUCCACAUCCAGUAACAAGGAAGGGCUAAUAACAAUUUGGAAUCCGACUGAGAUGCAGAAAGAUAAUCUUGUGGAGGGACAAGCUUAUUCUGUUAUGGGAUUGGUACCUUCGAACUAUUGCACCGAAAUCAUGUACUUGCAUGCUAGAGGAUCAUCUACAACAUGGAAGCCCUUAGCAUCAGCUCAGACUACAGAUUUUAAACCAUUCUUUACCCCUCGUAGAGCAAUUGAACUCUUGAAAUUUGGUGAGGUGCCGAUUUCAAGUGAAUUUGAUAUUGCAGGUCUUAUUUUAUAUGUUGGCAAUACUUAUUUAUGUAACAACAAGAAAAAGCAGUGGCUUUUUUUAACAGAUGGAUCUAAAUUUGUCUCUGGGCAAGGGUGUGAAGAGCAAGAUUGUCUUCUAGCUGUUAGCUUUUCGUCCGCAACCACUGAUGAAGACUCUACAUUAUUUAGUUACACUCUCUCUGGAAAUACAGUUGGUUUUAGUAAUCUGGUCAAACGACAGAAAGACGAGACGAGGCAAGUAUGGGUAGCUGAGGCAACAGAGAGCUCAAGCUACACUCUUUCCAACGAGAUUCCUAGAAAAUCUCACCUAAAAGAAGCUGCAGUUUUGGCUGAGAGAUGGGCUUCUAGAUCUUAUCAUAAAAUUCAAGAGCUAAAAGAAAGGGUUUUAUGUAUAGUUGGCAACGCUGGUGUCUGAAUUAUAAUAAACGGUACCACCUGCUGUUUUUGGAAAUGGUGCAAGAUUUUGCUUGGGGGUUGUCUUAGCUACACCAUUAUUUCUCACUGAUGUUGGUUGGUUCUGGUUGGAGCCUUUUUAACGCAAUAUGAAUGGCCCUUGCAAAAAACUUCAAGAGCAGCAAGAUCCUUGCACAAACUUCAAAAAUCAACUUGAAGAUGUACACAUUUGAAGACACGAGGCUUCAGGGCUGUUUUCUAAGUCUGUGUAUAAAGCCUUUUUCAGAGGGUCGAUUAACUUUGAGCCGUGGAAAAGGUUAUGGAGAUCUUGGGCGCCGCCUAAAUGCAAAACUUUUCUCUGGCUAGCCAUUAGGAACAAAUGUUGAACUGCAGACAGAUAGGAGAAGAGGGCUUUCUCACCUAGAGGCCUGCCCCCUCUGCGAUCAAGAGCAGGAAACAGCUCAACACAUCCUAACGAGUUGUGUUUUUGCAAGGCUUUUUUGGCACAACAUUAUGGCUCCCUUCGGUAUGGGUACCUCACCCCGAGUCAGAAUGAACUUAUCCUUUGCAGAUUUGUGGCGAAAAGUGAGCAACAAUGUGCAUAAAGAGAAGAGAACAGGAAUAAACAAUGCUAUUAUCUUGGAGGCCUGGUGCAUUUGGCGGCAAAGAAAUCGUACGGUUUUUGAAGGAGAUUUGCCAGCUGUUAGCAAGGUGCAGCAAAGUUUUCUAGAAGAGCUAACAUGUUUGGUCUUGACUGGGGCUCAUCACCUUAGCAUUUUAGGGAUAAUUGAUACUCUUAGAGCGGUCGGAUUGGGCUCUCUUGAUCAUAUGUAAUUUUUGUUUCAGUUUCGAUGUGGUGUGGGUGAUGAUCUUGCUCAGCAAGAUCCUCAUCUUGUAGGAUUUUCUUUUCUCUCUAAUAUAAAAUAUGGGACGCGUUCGAGAAAAAAAAACUUCAAGAGCUAAAAGAAAGGCUUCUAUGUAUAGUUGGCGACCCUGGUGUCUGAAUUAUAAUAAAUGGUGCUGCCCGCCAUUUUUUUUGGAGAUGAUGCAAGAUUUUGCA